CUUCAUUUUAUGCAAAGAGCAGAGCAGAGCAGAACAGCACACAUCUCCGAAUUAUGAUGGUAGCUGACGUCUUUACURACAAUGUGGCAGCGUCCUCGCCAUCGACUGACAUGAUCGUAGUCGGUGAAUCACUCAACCGACCCUCAGCUACAGAUAACAGCAGAUCGAAUAGAAUGAGCAGCAGCUUCAGCAAAGAGAGCAAGGAGAAAUCCUUCAAAAGGGGGAUUGCCAAGGAUGCCAUGGUUCUCGAGGAAGGAGACCGAAAAACUAGUGGGUCCGCUACGGAAAUUCGUUCCGUAUCUUCGAGCCCCAAAAAAGAGGCAAGCCAGAAAGAAAAGAAGAAAAAGAGUUCUGCAUCAUCAUCGUCGUCGUCGUCGUCGUCGUCGUCUAAAAUGAGAAGCAGCGGCAGCAGCAGCGGUAGCUGUACUAGUACUGGUACAAGUGCUACCACCGAGAUUACGAACCAAGCUCUGGAGGCCGGCUCGAACACAAAGGACUCACCCGAACCAUCCUCUGGGUCGAGSAGCAACCACAGCCAAAGCACCACCAAAAUUAAAAACRGCAACAAAMASCGCGACACCAGCAAGAAGAAAAAGAAAAAGUCUUCCAAAAAGACGGCGGAUUCUUCGAGCGGCAGCGCCAAGAAGUCCCGGCCUCCGGAUACGAAGGCCACCCGCGAGCGCAGAGAACUCUCGUUCGCUUCGAUUCACGGAAGGAGUCUCCAYAAAUCAAACAAGAAGCGGGGUGGCAUCGGAAACUCACCCGCUGUUCUUUCGAGAGACGACAGCGAGAACAACGUAAAAAAGAAGAGCGCCCUGAAACAAAAGAGGGAGGAGCAGCARAGGAAACUYCGGGAGCAAUCGGAGGGUUCGUCCGCGGUAGAUUCGAAAGUGCUCGGAAACCAAAAGGAGGAUUCCACCCAGAACGACACCGACGCUGCGGAUCCGAGCGGGAAUGCCUCGAGCGGCAGCGUGACUGCCGUUGACAGCUACAGCUGYUCCAAUAGCAGCAUCGACGACGAUUGCAGCAUCGUGAGCGAUGGAAGUUAUUCCGCGGACGAUCUCCUCCUUGGGGACUCCCRGGAGCCAACAUCCUCGUCAUCGAUAAACCCCGGCGAUCUGUACGGGGGUAGYUUUUGCGGGAGCAGUUCCAACACGAGCUAUUCCAAUGAAUGCAGUUUUGCCAACGCCGAUGGAAACGAAGCUUCCUAUGGAACCAAUGUCGGGGACGAAAAAAGGGUCGGCCAUGGCAACGAGAGGAGCGAAAGCGUCAGCAGCAUCAUCAGCUCGGACACAAUCACUCCCUGUCUGGCUUCUUCCAUGUCGUCCUUUCCCGAAGAAGACGUCAACUUUGUGAGCUCGGACGACGGUUCCUCGGACGAGGAUGUCUCCGAGGCAUCCUCCACAACGAUAUCGUCGCCGGAAACAUCGCCGAUCGGGAAUCCAAACACGCUUCCGCCACCGAUUGCUUUGUCSGAGCACCCGGAAGGAGCCCCUGCCCCCACCAUUCCUAGGGAGCGUUCCAUCGAUUUCAACGAAAGGGUCCGCGUGAAGCGCGUUUUGUGCCAAUCCCAGCUCGUGGAGGAGGACGAGCUCGAAGACCUCUGGUUCCAACCGGAGGAAUACGAGGCGAUCAAGCGCAAGACCAUGGCCCUGAUCCGGGCCAUCCAGGAAGAGAACACCGGCGGCGUGACCUACUGCACCCGGGGCCUCGAGCGGUACUUUUGCAUUCAGGAGGUCCAGGACAAGCGGAACGACGCCUGGGACACCGUCCUGGACGAGCAGGACCUGCAGCGGUACGAGGGGGCCCCCGACCCCGAGCGCCUGUCGAGGUUGUACGCGAGGUGCACGCGGCGGUCKWGCCAGGAGGCCGUCGUGCGGGGCAAGCUCGACGAGGACGCCAUCKCCCGGUACACCCGGAAGACGCGGCAGGCCCUCGGGAGGUCUUCCUACGGCCGCGUGGCGUGAGUCGGAACCGCCGAACACCGCUGCACUACAACAAUCCUCCUGCAUGCAUACGGUGCUUUCUAACUUCUAGAAAACGAUUUGU
Molecule: messenger RNA, 2049 nt
Organism: Pseudo-nitzschia multistriata
Lineage: Eukaryota; Bacillariophyta; Bacillariophyceae; Bacillariales; Bacillariaceae
Source: the annotation of a GenBank genome assembly